This is a messenger RNA of Hibiscus syriacus, 2275 nucleotides long. RefSeq names its product protein ACCELERATED CELL DEATH 6-like. Gene Ontology annotation, molecular function: protein phosphatase 1 binding; protein phosphatase regulator activity. The record is from RefSeq and is a predicted model, not a curated record. The coding region runs from base 71 to 2275 and encodes 734 amino acids. NCBI's taxonomy places the organism in Eukaryota, Viridiplantae, Streptophyta, Magnoliopsida, Malvales, Malvaceae. The transcript has 6 exons. Gene Ontology annotation, cellular component: plasma membrane.
AAUUCUUUUCCCUGUACUACAUCCUCUACCUAUUCAUCCUUCUAAUGCAGUAGAAACAACACCAAAGGAAAUGGAUCCUAAACUGUACCAAGCUGUAAUAAAAGGUGACGUAGCGUCCAUGAAGGAAUUAGCAGGCCCGGAUUCAACACUUCUUUUCCAGGUUACACCAAACGGAGACAACAUUCUUCACGUUGCAGCCAAAUACGACCUUAACCAAAUCGCUCAAGAGAUCGUUAAAUUGCCGUCAUCGGGGCUACUUGUUAAUCAAAAGAACUCAAAACACGACACUCCACUGCAUAUUGCAGCAAGGUUGGGGAGUUUGAAAACGUGCCAAGUCCUCGUAAACUUUGCGAACAGCGUGAGUCGUGAAAUCGAGGCAGGAGAGAAGCUGAUAAGGAUGGUGAAUUCGAACAAGGAUACUGCGCUUCAUGAUGCCGUGAGAAAUGGUUAUCAUCAGGUUGCGGAACUGUUGAUCAGAGAAGAUCCAGAGUUAACUCUUUUAACAAAUGGUGUUGGCGAGUCCCCACUCUUCAUUGCUCUGGAUAAACGGCAUCUUCACAUUGCACAACAUAUCUUGGAAGUUGCUCCAGAUUUCUCCAUUGACGGUAGGAAUGGUACUAAUAUCUUACAUGUCGCUGCUAUUCGGUCAAAGCAUGAAGUUUUUACAAUAGUUGACUAUCUCUGCGAGCUUAUGAGUUAUCAGAAUAUAAUGACCGAUUCUUCUUUUAAAUACGGGCUCAAGUCAGUUUCUGCUAUAAUCUGCUCUAUCCGUCGAAUAUGGGCUGCCGGCCAUAAACUCGGUUACAAGAAUCUUGUUGCACAAUUGAUGUUGGUCGAAAAAAUUCGAUCUGCACUCUCGCAAACAGAUGAGAGGGGAUGGACUCCUCUGCACUAUGCAGUACACUUUGGUGCAUUGGACAUUGUCGAGCUGUUUUCCGAAUAUAUAUAUAAAGGAAAUGGUUCGGCUGCUCAUGUUAGAGAUGGAAAAGGCAGGUCUGUCAUUCACAUUGCUGCAAGAGAAGGUGAAGUAGUCAUAUUGGAAAGGCUUUCAAAUCUCGUUCCGGAGAUUUGGGAUUUACAAGAUAAUAAAGGCCAAACACCUCUUCACCUUGCUGUUGCUACUAAAAUGCUUGCUUCUGUCAGGUUCAUUCUUCGAAACCGUCUUUCGCACAGCGGACUUAUAAACCAGCAAGAUAAUGAAGGUAACACUGCUUUGCACCUUGCUGUGAUCCAAGGACAUUGCGAGGACAUCUUCGAAUUUCUGAUCAAAGACAAUAGGGUAGACAAGACCGUGGCAAACUCGGCGGGCCACACCAUUCUGGACAUUCUUCUCAUGCAGGACCACGGUUACGACUUCAAGAAGUGGUUCACAAUGACUGCUGCAAUCAAUGGUGGUCUACAAAGUUGGGAACUUGCAAUAAACAAGCAUGGUAGAAAAACAAGACCAAAUGAAACAAGAGAAACAGACCAAGCACAACAACCAGAGAGGAAGUUAGAACCUGCAAUGGACGAUGAAGUCAUAGGCGGACAAGGACUAAAAAACCUCAACUAUGACCAACUUAAGCAAAUAGGCAACACAGAUGCACUUGUAGCGACACUCGUUGCAACAGUGUCGUUUGCAGCCGGUUUCACCGUGCCUGGUGGCUACAAAAGCGAUGGUCCAGAUGAGGGAACGCCGACUCUUAGCGGGAUAUCUGCUUUCAGGGUAUCUGUUAUGGCAAACGUUAUAGCAUUUGCCUUGUCCACCUUAUCAAUGGUGUUCCAUUUCUACAGUUCGUUUAUGGAAAAGCUUAAUCGUGUUGCUUUCUACACAAGCCUCAGCACAUUUUUAUUGAUCUAUGCUAUUAUUGCAAUGGUCAUAUCCUUUUUCUCAGGCACCUAUGCAUCGUUAUCUCAUACUUCCGGCCUGGCUAAUGCAGUUAUAGCAAUUGUUUGUUGUAUCGCCUUUGUGUUCAUAUCUGUAGUCUUGAAUUCGACGUUACAUCCAUUUCCGCCAUUGUUUUGGGCCACCAGACCUCUAGAUGAAGAAGAUGAUGUGCACUCAUUCAACGAGAAUCUCAUAGUUCAAUCACUUCAGAGGGGUCCGGUUCCGCCGUCGGCCGGGAAUAGGUGCACGAAUAUACCCGGUCGUAGCCGCGGACGGUGCACGUUGACUGAAAUGAAUGCAGUAGGUGGCGGCGGCGUCGCUGCUUAUCAUGCUGCACCACCGGUGUUUCCGGAGUUCGUCGUGAAAGGUAAAGCUUCCUUUGACAUCCCCAUGAAGUUCCGCCUAUAG